Zychaea mexicana is the source of this 1458-nucleotide messenger RNA. RefSeq lists its product as uncharacterized. The transcript has a single exon. The record is from RefSeq and is a predicted model, not a curated record. Lineage: Eukaryota; Fungi; Mucoromycota; Mucoromycetes; Mucorales; Lichtheimiaceae. Bases 1 to 1458 code for a protein of 485 amino acids.
AUGACCAACAAGACACGGCGAGUUACAGAAUCCCGUCUAUUUCGAUUAUACAUUGGAAACGGAAAUUGGGUCAGUUUGACACGAGAAGUUACAGAUGACCUCAGCGAAAUAUACAAAAACGGCAAGGCCACGCGCUACGAGCUCGCUCCCGGAUUGCUACUCGACAUCUUGCCGAAUGAUGUGGACUGUAACAGCAAGAACACCGACUUGGCAUGUCUGAUGCGUGUGGACUUGUGUUAUGAGAACGAUAACGAAGAGGACACCCAACAGUUACUAUCAAAAUAUGUGAAAGGACGCCUGGAGCAACAAGGUAUCAUCGACGCAUUUCCUCCAACCAGAAAGUCUGACGAUCAGCUACCCAUUGUUACCAGCUUACCUACACAUCGGCAUCUGAGUAUGGUUCCUAUGCCUCCAACAUGUGUCAAUAGACGAACCUCAACAGCAACUCGCAGGGAAGAUACUGCCACAGCUGUAACAGCAGCAGCAACAACGAUAGUGUCGUCUCGUGCUCUUGCGGCGACAACCGAUGAAUCACCACAGGCCAGCAUUAGUAACGGCAGCAAAAAGUUUCCAGCCAAGAAGCGCAGAACUAAACGACGCCGUACUGCUGACAAACAAGAAUCGCCAGUAGAAGAGCGCUCAAAAUAUGUUGACGAGGAUUGUCAUGAUCUGGAAGAGCCGAUGGAACGUUUGUCAACGGCAACCGAUUCAGCGCUGCAGUACCAAUACUAUGCGAUGGGACACCAACAACAGGUAAUGCUAUCGGCUACCCCAUCGACAUAUCGGCCUCCACUUACUACAUACUACGGUGAAGAGAAAAGUAUGCUGUUGAGAACACCGUCUCCGCCUCCAGUACUCGGCGGCUUAUCAAGUAACCAGCAUCAUCCCCAACAACAUGAUCAAGAGCACAGUGACUCUUCGGUCGAGAACAAUCCUUUUUAUGGUGCUAGUGCCGUACUAUCCAACACCGAAGGACAACAGUAUUCUUUGCUUUCUCUGUCUCAUGAGCCGCAAAACUGGACACGCCCUUAUCAUCAACACCAUCGUCCUAGUAUUAUGGCCGGUCAUCAUGAUCACCACAGUAGUGGCGAGCAUCAUUCCAUAGUCGCAGCAGUAGCCAGCAGCAGCGAUAGUGCUUAUUAUUACGGCAACCAAAACGGCGAUAAGAUGCAAGAGUCUGCACCCUACGAAGUGGUUGCUUGCGCUUUACACCAUCAUCAAGAUACUUCGCUUCAUAGUGUGUCGCUGUCCAACUCACCAUCUCCUCAAUCCAUGCUGUUACCUACAUCGUCAGAGCCUUAUACAGCAGGGUCCGCUGCUGCUGCACCGUUUUUUCAGUCAAAUUAUCAGAGCGACCGAGCUUUACCCCACCACCAACAGCAACAGCAGCAGCAACCAGUAGAGUAUGAACAACAUGCUACCUUUUUGGUUGAUUCGGAACCAGCGCCUCAAGACUGA